AUGCAGUCCCUCAACAUCACCCCUGAGCUGAUCUCCAGGCUCCUGCAGGAGAACAACCUCACCCGGGAGCGGUUUAUUGAGCUUUACCAGCUGCAGCCCCUCAUCUACAUCCCAGAGCUCCCUGCCAGCACCAAGGUUGCUUUUGUGACAAUAUGUGUGCUGAUAUUUGUGCUGGCACUGUUCGGAAACUCCCUGGUCCUCUAUGUGGUGACCACAAGCAAAGCCAUGAGGACAGUCACCAACAUUUUCAUCUGCUCCUUGGCUGUGAGCGACCUGCUCAUUGCCUUUUUCUGUAUCCCCUUCACUAUGCUCCAGAACAUCUCGUCCAACUGGCUGGGAGGUGCCUUUGCGUGCAAAAUGGUCCCAUUUGUUCAGUCUACAGCCAUUGUCACAGAGAUCCUCACAAUGACAUGCAUUGCCAUAGAAAGGCAUCAGGGAAUCAUACAUCCUUUAAAAAUGAAGUGGCAGUACACUAAUAGAAGAGCUUUUACAAUGCUAGGUUUUGUAUGGCUAACAGCAGCACUUGUUGGUAUUCCACUAUGGAAAGUACAAAAACUAGAGAUUAAAUAUGACUUUUUGUAUGAGAAACAGUAUGUAUGCUGCCUGGAGAAAUGGACCAGCCACGUCCACCAGAAAGUCUACACAACCUUUAUUCUAGUGAUCCUGUUCCUCCUUCCACUAACAUUGAUGCUUCUGCUCUACAGUAAAAUUGGUUAUGAACUCUGGAUUAAGAAACAAGUUGGAGAUGCUUCAGUUCUGCAAACUAUCCAUGGCAAUGAAAUGUCUAAAAUAUCCAGGAAGAAGAAGCGAGCUAUCAUAAUGAUGAUAACAGUGGUUGUCCUUUUUUCAGUCUGCUGGGCACCAUUUCAUGUUGUGCAUAUGAUGAUAGAAUACAGCAAUUUUGAAAAUGAGCAUGAUGAGGUCACUUUGAAGAUAAUAUUUGCUGUAGUACAAACAAUUGGAUUUUUUAAUUCAAUCUGCAAUCCUAUCGUAUAUGCUUUUAUGAAUGAAAACUUUAAGAAAAAUUUCCUGUCAGCUAUAUGCUUUUGUAUCAUAAAAGAUCCUUCUUCUCCUUCAAGAAGACCUGGAAAUUCAGGUAUCACCUUAACACAACAAAAAGUAAGAGAAAAUACAAGUGAAGAAACUAGAAGAGAAGCUUUCAGUGAUGGAAAUAUUGAAGUCAAAUUUUUUGAUCAGCCUUCUUCCAAAAAGACGACAAAAAGACAUCUUCAUUUGUUCACAUCAGAACUUACUGUUCAUCCUUGA
Messenger RNA from Bufo bufo (common toad), 1266 nucleotides. It is a transcript of the gene QRFPR, whose product is annotated as pyroglutamylated RFamide peptide receptor. Gene Ontology annotation, cellular component: membrane. Bases 1 to 1266 code for a protein of 421 amino acids. Gene Ontology annotation, molecular function: neuropeptide Y receptor activity; peptide binding. The transcript has 6 exons. The record is from RefSeq and is a predicted model, not a curated record. NCBI's taxonomy places the organism in Eukaryota, Metazoa, Chordata, Amphibia, Anura, Bufonidae. Gene Ontology annotation, biological process: G protein-coupled receptor signaling pathway.